AUGACAGAAUACAUUUUCAUUUUAAGUUCAUUAAUUGCUGUGGGUUGUUUAGGGGCAUCAUUAAAGCCAUCUCCUAUUUAUGGUGGUUUGUGCUUAAUUGUUAGUGGGUGUGCUGGUUGUUUGGCCGUGUUAGGGUUUGGUGGAUCUUUUUUAGGUUUAAUGGUGUUUUUAAUCUAUUUAGGUGGGAUGAUGGUUGUGUUUGGUUACACAACUGCUAUGUCAGCUGAUGAGUAUCCUGAGACUUGGGUCUCUAGUUGAUUAUUUUUGGGUAUCUUAGUUAUAAGCAUGUUUAUAGAGCUAGGUAUAAGUGUGGUUAAUAAAUAUUAUGAGGGUGUUGAUUUGAUUUUAGAAUUAAAUAGUAUAGGGGGUUGAGUUGUUUAUGAUGGUGAUGAGUUAGGUCUGAUGGGGGAGGGUGGAGCUGGGGUGGCGGCUUUGUAUAGUUGUUCAGCUUGGUUGAUGGUAGUUUCUGGUUGGACUUUGUUUAUGGGUAUUUUUAUUAUUAUUGAAAUUACACGAGGUAAUUAG
Molecule: messenger RNA, 525 nt
Organism: Phodopus roborovskii (desert hamster)
Lineage: Eukaryota; Metazoa; Chordata; Mammalia; Rodentia; Cricetidae
Source: the annotation of a RefSeq genome assembly